CAAUUCAAAGGACAUCAUGCUGGGUCCCAGAAUACACCUCAAGAUCCUCACGGAGCGAAGCUUGGAGACGAGGACUCCUGUUGCAGGAAGAAAGCUGGGCUGGGACUGAAAGGCCCUGCCGGCGCUGCUCAGAGACUCCUCCACCGUGGGCGCUGCCUGCUUGGGUACAAGGCACUGAGCUAGGCGCUCUGUGUUCUUACCGCGUUUAUUCCUCCCACCACCCUUGCGAAAUAGACGCUCUUAUAACCUUUUCUAGCUCUGGGGGCCCUGCUGCAGCCGGGCGUCGGGGAAGCGGCAUCUAAGUCUCCUUGUGAAGCAGGAAGGAGGACUCUGGCUCUGGAGCCUGGCACGCAGCAGGAGCGCGGGCCUUGGGGCCGAUAGAGCAGACCCACACAUCGGCCAGUGAUUAACCGAGACGUCCCCCUCCGGCCAUUUUGGAUCUUGCUGCGGCGUCUGGAAAGAAAAGCACCCCUCCAGCAAGAGGACGACAUUUUGACACGGCGCUUCUUCCCGCUGGUUUUCAGGUUAUCACCCUGCAGUUAUAAAGAAGGUCCUUCCAGAAUCAGGGAGAGAAGAAAGGAGUACAGGCUGGCCUGCCUCAGCCAGCAGUGCCCCGAAGAGAGGCACACAGGCGCUCCCUGGGAAACAGAGCCUGAGGUGACAAAGCUCCGCGGGGCUGUGCCUAAUCUAGACCUGGCUGCGCUGAUGACUGGAGCCCAGCGCAGAUCUGCCUGCCCAGCCCCGCCUGGCCCAGCAGGCCCAUCUGCAUCGGCGCCCUGGGACGGAAGGCCGGCCCCCUCCCACUCCCAGCCCCCUUGCACGGCCCUCUCCCCAGGUGAUGCCCAUCACAGGUAAACAGGGAGCCGGCCAAGCAGGCACACUUGUGCAUCGUCAUCAUUACUAAGGCUAUCAACACCGCGUGCAGCGUGUGUGGGGGUGGCUGACGGCCCAGCUCCGCAGCAAGCUGGCGACGCCAGGCUACAGCCGUCUCCUGCCCCACAGCCCAAGGCCCAGAGGCCCCAGCCUGGAUCAGCAGUGCGGAUGGAGAGACGUCGACAGCCGCUGGUCACUGCCCCUUUCAAAGGUGAAGACAGUAAAAUUUAUGACGGGCGUCCUAUCAGACAACAGAGGAGCAUAAAAGCAGAAGGAAGAGUGAUAGCCCAUCGGUCCGCGGACGUCUGGAGGGUUCCAGCAUGGGGCUGCGGCCACGCACUUUCCUCCUGGGGCUGCUGCUGCUGCUGCUGGGGCGAGGAACUACCCAGGCCCGUACCUCCCCUGGAGAGAACACACUGGAAGAGCAGCUAUGGCCAGAGUGGCAGAGCCUGAAGGGUUUUCCAUUCUCAUGCAACUCAAAGAAGUCAGGAUCUGAUGCGCCUUCUAACUCAGUCCACUCUCUGAGCCCUUCUGAUAUUCAACUUGUGGCAGCCAUUGGCAAUGUGGAAACUCCUCCAGACUCAGGGACGGAUGACCUGGAGAAGCAAGAAUGGACUGAAAGCGAGGGACCACAGGCGUGCAUGGGAGUGGUGACCGUCCUUUCAGAUGUCAUCAGACACUUCAAUCCAUCUGUCCUGAGGCCCAUCUGCAGCCCUGGGAAGGGAGUGGUACCCCAUAACGGUGCCGAAGACUUGUGGAUUCAGGCAAAAGAGCUGGUGAGGAACAUGAAAGAGAACCAGCAACUUGACUUUCAGAAUGACUGGAAGCUCAUCACCGUGUUCUUCAGUAACACUAGCCAGUGUCACCUGUGUCCCUCCGCCCAACAGCAAAGACACGUGACGAGCAGCAUGGACCAGCUGACGAGAAUGCUGGACUGCCUGCAUCAGGAGGUCCCCAAAGCAUUUGUGAACCUGGUGGAUCUCUCCGGGGUUCUGAGGGGCUCGCAUUGGCAUCAGGGGACUCCGCUCAGUCCCACGGCCGAGCCCUGCAGGUGCUCAGGGGAGACCUCGCGGCUGUCCAGGGUUGCGACCCAGUGGGCCUAUCAGGAAACCUGGGAACAGCUCCUGGCCUCCAGCAAGUACAACGAGCAGACGUCCUUCGCAGUGGUUUUCCAGCCUUUCUUCUACGAGGGAGCCCUGCCACCACCCUCGGGGGAGCGACCACUCCAGGAUCCCACCGUCCUCGCCUUGACUCUCUGGAACAGCAUGAUGGAGCCAGCAGGACAGAAAGAUGAGCCAUUCAGUGCAAAAGAGAGAAGGCCAGUGAAAUGUCCCUCUCAGGAGAAUCCCUAUCUGUUCACCUACAGGAACAGCAACUAUCCGCCCAGGUUGCAGAAAUCCCAGGCGAAGUUUGAGGUGAGAGAUGGAACGGAAAUCAGGUGUCCUGACAAGGAUCCCUCUGACACGAUUCCCACAUCAGUUCACAGGCUGAAGCUGGCUGACAUCAAGGUCAUCGGAGCCCUGGGUGAUUCGCUCACGGCAGGUAAUGGGGCCGGAUCCAAGCCUGGGGACGUCCUGGACGUCUUAACUCAGUAUCGAGGUCUGUCCUGGAGCGCGGGCGGCGAUCAGAACCUCAGCAGCGUCACCACCUUGCCCAACAUCCUCCGGGAAUUCAACCCUUCCCUGAAGGGUUUCUCUGUUGGCACUGGAAGACAAAACAGUCCUGGGGCCUUCCUAAACCAGGCCGUGGCAGGAGCCCGAGCUGAGGAUUUACCUGUUCAGGCCAGGAGGCUGGUGGAUCUGAUGAAGAAUUACGAGGAUAUAAAUUUUCAGGAAGAUUGGAAGAUAAUAACCCUGUUUAUAGGAGGCAACGACCUCUGUAAUGUCUGCAAAGACCCGGUCCGCUAUUCUCCACAGAAGUUCGUGGACAACAUCGGGAAGGCUCUGGAUAUCCUCCAUGCCGAGGUGCCUCGGGCGUUUGUGAACCUGGUAAAGAUCCUGGAGAUCAUCAGCCUGAGGGAGCUGUACCAGGAGAAGAAUGUCAGCUGCCCGCGGCUGGUCCUCCGGAAACUGUGUCCCUGUGUCUUGAAGUUUGAUGAUAACUCAACAGAACUUGCCUCCCUCAUCAAAGUGAACAAGAAGUAUCAGGAGGGGACUCACCAGCUGGUCGAGAGUGGGCGAUAUGACACAAGGGAAGAUUUUACAGUGGUCGUGCAGCCGUUCUUUGAAAACGUGGCGAUGCCAAAGACCCCGGAGGGGUUGCCUGACAGCUCUUUCUUCGCUCCUGACUGUUUCCACUUCAGUAGCAAGGCUCAUGCCCGCGCAGCCCAGGCCCUGUGGAACAACAUGCUGGAACCUGUCGGCCAGAAGACAAGAAGGCAUAGGUUUGAAGACAAGAUCAAUAUCACGUGUCCCGACCAGGUUCGGCCAUUUCUGAGCACCUACAAGAACGCUGUGCAGGGUCACGGGAGCCAGCUGCUGUGCAGUGACAGAGCCCCUUCUGCCUCGCCGCCCACCUCAGUGCACACCCUGAGACCUGCAGAUAUCCAAGUUGUGGCCGCUCUGGGGGAUUCUCUGACCGCUGGCAAUGGGAUUGGCUCCAAACCGAAUGACCUAUCUGACGUCACUACUCAGUACCGGGGGCUGUCAUAUAGUUCAGGAGGGGACGGCUACCUGGAGAAUGUGACCACCUUACCGAAUAUCCUUCGGAAGUUCAACGGAAAUCUCACAGGCUAUGCGGUGGGCACAGGCAACGCCAGUGACACAAAUGCCUUCCUCAAUCAGGCUGUUCCUGGAACAAAGGCUAAGGAACUUUCAAGCCAAGUCCAGACUCUGAUACAGAAGAUGAAAGAUGACCAUAGAGUAAAUUUCCACGAGGACUGGAAGGUCAUCACGGUGUUGAUUGGAGGCAGUGACUUAUGUGACUACUGCACGGAUUCGAAUCUGUAUUCUGCAGCCAACUUUUUUGACCAUCUCCGAAAUGCCCUGGACAUCCUGCACAGAGAGGUACCCCGGGCGCUGGUCAACCUCGUGGACUUCAUGAGCCCCCGCGUCAUGCGGCGCGUGUUCCUGGGGAACCCCGACAAGUGCCCGGUGCAGCAGGCCAGCAUUUUGUGUAACUGCGUUCUGACCCCGCGGGAGAGCUCCCAAGAGCUGGCCAGGUUGGAGGCCGUCACCCGAGCCUACCAGAGCAGCAUGCGUGAGCUGGUGGAGUCAGGUCGCUACGACACGCGGGAGGACUUCUCCGUGGUGCUGCAGCCCUUCUUCUACAACAUCCAGCUCCCCAUCCUGGCGGAUGGGCGCCCGGAUGUGUCCUUCUUCGCCCCAGACUGCCUCCAUCCAAAUCAGAAAUUCCACUCCCAGCUCUCCAGAGCCCUUUGGGUCAAUAUGCUUGAGCCACUAGGAAAGAAAACGGAUACCCUGGACCUGAUGGCAGCUAUACCCCUCCCCUGCCCUGCUCAGAAUGAACCCUUCCUGAGAACCCCCCGGAACAGUAACUACACAUACCCCACCAAGCCGUCCAUUGAGAACUGGGGCAGUGACUUCCUGUGUGAGGAGUGGAAUCCUUCCAACAGUGUCCCCACAUCAGUCCAUGAGCUCCGGCCAGCGGAUAUCAAAGUGGUAGCUGCCCUGGGUGACUCGCUGACUACAGCGGUGGGAGCCCGACCCAGCAACUCCAGUGACCUCUCCACAGCCUGGAGGGGACUCUCCUGGAGCAUUGGAGGGGACGGCGACUUGGGGACCCACACCACACUGCCCAACAUUCUGAAGAAGUUCAACCCCAAAAUCUUUGGCUUCUCCGCCGGCACCCGGGAGGAGACGGCCGGGCUGAAUGCAGCAGUGGGAGGGGCCAGAGCUCGUGACAUGCCAGCCCAGGCCCGGGACCUCAUGGAGCGAAUGAAGAACAGCCCUGAAAUCAACCUACAGAAGGACUGGAAGCUCAUCACCCUGUUCAUUGGGAGCAACGAUUUGUGCCAUUACUGCGAGAAUCCGGGGGCCCACACAGCCAGCGAGUAUGUUCGGCACAUCCAGCAGGCCCUGGGCAUCUUCUAUGAGGAGCUUCCAAGGGCUUUCAUCAACGUGGUAGAGGUCAUGGAGCUGGCUGGCCUGCACCAGGGCCAAGGUGGGAAAUGUGUCAUGCCACUGGCAGCCCAGAACAACUGCACCUGCCUCCGAGGCUCCCAGGAGAACUCCCUGGAGAUGCUGCAAGAACUGAAGACAGUGAACUGGGACUUCCAGAGUCGCCUCUCCAGGCUCUCCUACCAGUACCUGCAGCGUGAGGACUUCGCCGUGGUUGUGCAGCCUUUCUUCCAAAACACUCUUGUCCCCCUGAAUGACCGAGGAGGCGCUGACCUCACCUUCUUCUCCGAGGACUGUUUCCACUUCUCAGAACGCGGGCAUGCUGAGAUGGCCAUCGCUCUCUGGAAUAACAUGCUGGAACCCGUGGGUCAAAAGACAACCUCCAACAACUUCACCUAUAGCCGAACCAAACUCAAGUGCCCCUCCCCUGGGCGCCCCUACAUCUGCACCCUGAGGAACAGUCGGCUGCUCCAAGACCGGGCUAAAGCAGACCCCCCAAUGCUCUCCUGGGCCGUGCCAGUGGCAGCGGGAGGCGGCCUUGCGGUUGGUGUUGGCACAGUGAUGGCCUGGAGAGCCCUAAGGGGUCGCCAGAGGGAAAAUCCUCCCAUAAGUCUGAACACUGUGAGCUUGUAGGCCCGCCAGCCCUGUGCGGGCUCUCAUCCUGAAUUCCCCAGCCACGUUCCUCACCAGCCCUCUCCCUUGGCCACCCCUGGCCACUACGGAGGUCACUCGCUUCAACACCUGGUAAUGUAGGAAGCCAAAGGGACAGUCACAACUUCUUGGGGCCUGGGACCUAUGAUCCUGGAAUCGGAACAUCUAAAUAAAGGUCAAAGCCGUUCUAUUCUUGGGUUUGCCUGCUUGAAGCUCUCGCCUUCCAACCUGUCGUGUGGCGCAGAUGUGGGAGCUGGGACCUUGUCUCAGCCAGGGAUGGCCAACCUGAGCCCAGACUGGCACCCAACAGGCAUAUCCUCAGUCACCAAAACCACGAUUUCAAAUGUGGGAAAAACCUUGGUCACCAGGGUUUGGCUGGAAUUUUGGAGCUUGCCUGCCAUCACUCAGUACCAUCCAACAUCUUUUCUGUACCCAGGACAAGGUAGAGCAUUGUGGUACCUCCAAGGUUGUGCAUGUCACGGCCUGGCCAAGAGACGAACUCUUUAAAAAAUACAAGAUGCUCUGUGACAGCGUGUGGUUCAGUCCUGGGGCAGUGGCAGGAAAAUGCGUCUGCUUUCAAGAACAGGAGUUCCUUGGGAAAGGGUUCCUGGAAGAGCAAUUUUGAAAUGUCAUUUUAAAAAAAGGAUUGGGACAUGAAUGCUUCACGUAUCCUCAACCUGAUUUUCUCAAGGUGCUAAAUUUAGAAAAGAAUUCCUCUUUCUACAUUACCAGGUUUAUGAGAGAGCUAGAGAGAGUCUGAUAACACAAGCUCCCUCCAUUCAGCCCCUAGCAGGGGCAAGGCCCUGAGCUGGAUGUCUUACACAGAUAAGCUCUUUUAUUCAGCACAAAAACCCAGGGCGGGGUUGAUGGUCAUUUCUGAAGACAGAAAUAGCGGUUGCACAACACUGUGAAUGUAUUAAAUGCCAUGAAUUGUUCACUUUCAAAUGGCUAAUUGUAUGUCAUGGGAAUUUCACCUCAAUAAAAAGCAAACAAAAAUCCAUUAUCAUCAGGAUCUAAGUACCUCUCUGACCCCAAAGCCUGAGAUGACAAAGAAUGUGAGUUAGAAGCCCAGAUGUACCAUUUGAAUGUGUGGCUUUCACAGCAAACCCCAUCACCAGCCUAGGUCCCAGUUUCUCAGACACCUCAUCUAUACGAUUCGAAUGAGAGUACCCAUCUUGCCUGUCUCCCAGCACUGCUAAAAAACAAGGUGCCGUAGAAAAGCGCUCUGUAACUCUAAAAUACUGCACCCACGAAAGUGGGUUGUCUUCUCCUCUGUGAAGAGUUGAGCUCGGGUCUAGGCUGCUGGGGAUGAGGAAGGGUCCAGACAUGGGUUUAGGAACUGGGGGUAAUGUACGGGUGAAGACUGCCCACCUUCCUCUCAUGAAGGGUCAUCAUAUUGUUUCUCUUUGGCAAACACAGAGUCUGCAGAGGACCUACCCAGUCCCAGGUUUCUGCUGGUUUCAAUUUCUGCUUCUGUACAAAGGGAACAGCAUACCUGCCCCACUUCUUCCUGUGGACGAAAAACAAUAUCACAUACCCUAAAGGACCAGCAAUCCCAGCUCGUGUUCCUGGCUUAACACCGUGUGACAACCAAGAUAACUCAUUAAGUCGAAGAGUUCGACUUUUUUUUUUUUUAAUAAGUUUCCCUUCCAGUAGCUCCUACUUCAAAGAACCGUGGAAUUCAUAACCACAAGUCUCCCCUCACUCGGGUUGGGGGUUGCAAUUUAUACUACCUGAGUACUCCAGGAGCCCCCAGUCUGAAAAGUUAAUGAAAGGUGUGGUUCCCAGACUGGUCACCAAAGAACACUUUGCAGAAAUAAAGAGAAAUCCUCUUUGGAGGGACACAGCCGCAAACCAGGCCCCAAAUUCCCACCAAAGACACACUAAAAAGACAAAAUUUAAAAAUACAUGAGAGCACUUACCUGAACCUGGUGGUAUUAUAUAUACACGAAAACAUGUCCUUUUCCUAUAGGAAAAUGUUCAAUCUAGUUAGGAAGCCAAUCACAGCCACACCAGGAACAAAACCACCAAAUCCUGAGAAAGCUACACUCUGGGAUACUCUCCAUAGAGGCUUUCGAGUUCAAGAAAGAUUAGUGUGGAUUAAACUUGGUCAAAAGGCUUCACAAAGGACAUAGAACUUUAAUUGAGCUCUGAAGAAUGGAGAGGUGAUUUGGUUAGAGGCUGAAAAGAAUGGGGUCACGGAGACUGGGAGAACUCCAUCUAAGUGGAGAGGUGAAUGAGCAUGGUGUGUAUAUAGGGACAACAAGAGAGAUGUUGUCCAGAAACAAUGAGGAUGGAUGAGCCAGAUACAGUCAGAUUAGGGGCACACUAUGGAAAGGACAAGGAAUUAAUAGUGAUUAUAUUGUUACAAUGGUUGUAAUACCAGGCUGCAUUUGAUUUGGGACUAAAAUGCUAUUGGGAAAAGAUUGGUACAAAGAAAAAUAAUAUCAAUAAGAGUUGACUUAGAGUGCUUACACUAUGACAGGCAACAUGGUACAGAAUAAUUAAGCUUCCACAUCCCUGUUUAUCAUCCCCUUUUUACAGAAGAGAAAACCAAGACUCAGAAGAGUUAAUUGGCCCGGAGUUAUACUUUCAUUACAUAAUGGGACAUUCAUCAAAAUGAAUACUGGUUUCCAGGGUAGGGGAGUAACCCCAAAAUACAAAACAGAUGAUUCUAGCAGUAAAUUGGGCUGAACUGCAAAUAAAUGGGAUAUAAAAUAAAAACCUAGAAAGGAGGGACACACAUUAUCCUCACAAGGCUAUGACGGCACCACGAGUUCCUGUGCCUCCAACUGGUCUGAAGAACGCAGCCAUCUCUAGUUAGUAAGCUGUGGUUUUAAAAAUUAACUAUAGGGGCUAAGAUUUAUUUUGCUAGAGUAUAUGUGGAGUUAUAUAGCAGCUAGCAAAUCUUUUAA
Aethalodelphis obliquidens (Pacific white-sided dolphin) is the source of this 8518-nucleotide messenger RNA. It is a transcript of the gene PLB1, whose product is annotated as phospholipase B1. Gene Ontology annotation, cellular component: brush border membrane. The transcript has 62 exons. Gene Ontology annotation, biological process: phospholipid metabolic process. The record is from RefSeq and is a predicted model, not a curated record. Gene Ontology annotation, molecular function: A2-type glycerophospholipase activity; phosphatidylcholine lysophospholipase A1 activity; retinyl-palmitate esterase activity. Bases 1194 to 5585 code for a protein of 1463 amino acids. Lineage: Eukaryota; Metazoa; Chordata; Mammalia; Artiodactyla; Delphinidae.